This is a messenger RNA of Quercus lobata, 2367 nucleotides long. RefSeq lists its product as uncharacterized. The record is from RefSeq and is a predicted model, not a curated record. The transcript has 6 exons. Lineage: Eukaryota; Viridiplantae; Streptophyta; Magnoliopsida; Fagales; Fagaceae. Bases 90 to 476 code for a protein of 128 amino acids.
AUGGUAGGCUUGUAGUAAAAAUAUCCAAACCGGAAUUCAAAACCUUGAUUGGAAUAGAACUUUACAAAAUACAUAAUACAGAGAGAGAGAUGGUGGAGGCGAGAAGUUUGAGGAAGGCGGUGGUGCCGUCCACACUCAUUCAGAAUCCAUCUCCCGGAAACAUACAGCCCACUCGUCUCGCCCUACAUGUUAGCAAGGACGGUUCUUCUUGUUGGGCUUACAUCGCCUCCGGUUCCCACAUUUACAAACUCCAGAUAUCUCUGGAAGAUUCUUUGGUAAACAAAGGGAAAGAAAGCCUCCUGAUCCCUGGACAGGCACAGGUUAUGGACUCUUUCUUAGUCAACCGCUGUCCUCAUCGUUCAGAAAUCCAGAGUAUAGUGCUUACAGAAACUGAGAGUCACCUGGAACAUUGGUGGGUCCAUACCUCUAAUUGGAUCCUGAAUGAACAUUUUGAAGUUAUAAUCAAGUCUGAAUAAGGCACUGACUACUUGAUGUUGGGAAGUGUAGAUUCCUAUGGUCACCUCAUUGUAUCUAAACUAGAUACUACUGGUAAAGGUAGAUUUUUCUUUAUAUUAAUUAUCAUGAUGUUGUUAUUUCUUUUAAUAAGCUUUGAUUGUAAACUUUGCAGCAUUGUAUCAUUUUAAUUGAAAGUUUAAGAAUUGUGGCAGUGGUUUUCCUUGAAAUUUACCAGUGGGAUGAUUCUCUCUCUCUUUGAUAAAUUGGUGUGCCUGCAUUGCCUAACCCAGAAGUAAGUUGAAAUAUCUAGCUUCUUGGAAGGUAGGUAAACUUGAUUGAUCACUGAUGGCAACCUAGCAGUGGUGGUGAAUACAGGCCGUUUGAGACCUUCCUCAAGUAGUUUCCACCUCUUCCAAUGAGCUAACUAAAGAGCUCCCCCCCCCCUUCUCACUUUUCAUUCAAUCAUUCUUUCUUUGUGUCUGUAUUUUGUAAGUGAUUUGGGCCUAAUAUACCAUUUAUGUGCCUCGGGUUUCUUCAAAUCUUGCUAGUUUAUGUUCAAUUAAUAUGAUGCUAGAAGUUCGGGCCAUAACAGGGGUGGGGAGCUUCACAAAGAAGGGGUUUUAACACUUCAUCUGUGAUGCUGUGGUUGUUGUCCUAGAAUUUGAGGGGUUUAAACAGUCCAGUAAAUGUAUGGUGGUGAAAUAAUGGUGAAAGAAAUGCAUUAUAGUGUGCUUGCAAGAAACUAAAAUUGAUGACAUGACAUAGGAAAAAUUGGGUAAAUUGUCUAUGUGUGGUUUUGGUGGGUUUAGGAUUAGGAGAAUAUGUUAAUUUAGAGUUUAGAAUUGUUGAAUAAAUGGUUUUAGGGUUGUGGUAGGAAUUAAAAGAAGGUUCGAUGAGUUAAUUGAUGGCUAUUUGUUAGAAGACUUGGGAUUUUGAUACUAUGUGAGUGGUUUGCAGUCUGAAUGAUGACUGACUUGGAAGAACCCUACGUGAGGAGUUUGGGGGCAUAUCAUGAAAGUGUCUUGGCUUGUGUACUUUAAUGCUAUAAGAUUCCCAAGUGAAAGGGUUGGAUGUGUUAGAUACAGUCCAAUAUGACAGAAUUUAGUGAUUUUAUUUCAAAUUAGAACUUAAUUGAUCUACCCUUAGAGGAAGGGAUGUACAUUUGGUUGAUCAAGUCUUAGUGUCAUUGGAGCAUUAUCCCAAUGUGAUUUGGUGACUUUUUCCAAGGCCUGUGUCUAAUCAUAGCUCAAUCUUAUUAUUUUAUUAGGGUCAUAGCUUGAUCUUAUUGGAAAUUAUUGGACUGCUGAGAGCUGGGAAGCACGGACAUGGCAAAUUGUCUGCUGUGUCCGUGUCAUACGCGUACACGACACGGGAUAUUCUUGGGACAUGGCUACACGCGUGUCCCAGCUGUAUUUUAUUUUAUGUAUUUUUUAAAUAAUCGGAUAUGGCCCAGAUACUUCCAGGACACGACCGAGAUACUGCCGGGACAUGCCUUCAAAAAAAAAAAAAAAAAAAAAAAAAAAAAAAGACUAACUAACCCAGCCCGUCACAAAUCUUCUUCCUCUUCUUCUUCGUCUUCUUCUUCUCGCUCAGGAAGGACUGAAUGCCAACAGCCAGAUCUAAAUUCAUAUUUCCCCCUUUUGCCCUUUUGUUUUGUGACUUUUGUCUGUGUGUGCUUAGGUUAGUUCAACUUCUUUUUAAAAUUUUCUUUUAUAAAUUAACUUUUUAUUAUUCUUUUUUCAUUAUUUAGGUAGACAAUUUUUUUUUUUUUUUUUGAUAAGUAGUAUUUAGGUAGACAAUAGAUACAUGCAUAUGUAUAUUCGCUGGACUUUAAUAUACUUACAAAAAGAAUUUUUAACAAUUAUUUAAAAGCAAAUAAUAUUUUUGUUAUAAAUUUUUUUUUGUAAGCUU